This is a messenger RNA of Knipowitschia caucasica, 6483 nucleotides long. The record is from the annotation of a GenBank genome assembly. Lineage: Eukaryota; Metazoa; Chordata; Actinopteri; Gobiiformes; Gobiidae.
AUGGAUUCUACCUCCACGUCCCCGGAGCCCAGACAGUCAGAGAGCCCGAGUGCUCUGGCCAAGGACUCAUGCAGGAUCACAAGUCACAUGUCAGUGUUCAGUGAUGGAACAGAGAACGGUCCUCUUCUACAGCUCCACACACUCAAGGAGUUUGAACAGCCCCUGCCCCUGUCCCACAGCAGCCCAGAACUGAGCAUGGAGCAUCUCAAUGACCUGAAGAAGGAGAACUUCAGCCUCAAGCUCCGGAUCUACUUUUUGGAGGAGAGGAUCCAACAGAAGUAUGAGGAGAGCUGCGAGGAUGUCUACCGCUCGAAUAUUGAGUUGAAGGUGGAAGUGGAGAGCUUGAAGCAGGAGCUCCUGGAGAAACAACACCUUCUCGACAAAACUCUCAAAACAGCAGAGAGCUUGACAAAUCACAAUGAAGCAGAGCUGCAGAGACGAUGUAAUGAAAGACAGCAGGAAAUCGACGAAAUGCAGCAAGUUCUGGAGACUAAGAUACAGCUCCUGCAGGAGGAGGCCCAGAGAGCACACAGUGAGGCAGACAGGAUGGCCUCGGUGGCUGAAUCCCAGCCCCAAACCCCCAUUGAUGACAUGUCAGAGGAGGAGAUGUGGCCCCCAUCCACCCCCAGUAGAGACAGCCUGAUAGAAGAACUGACAAAAGAGCUUCGAUCCAAAGAGGUCCUCAUCUCAGCAUUGACCAGUGAGAAGAAUUCUCUCACUCGCCAAGUGGGGGAGCUAGAGGGCCAGGUCCAAGAGCUGUCCUCCACUCUGCUUCAAAAAGAUAAAGAUGUUGAUUUCUACCAGGAUGAACUGGGUCGAGAGAGGCUUCGUAUCGAGGAAGAGAUGCAGAGCCUUGUUGAAGAGCAGCAGACGCAACUGAACCAGUAUGAGUGUGCAGCUGGGCAGUGUGUCAGUGAACUGCAGAAGGCCCAGCUCCAAGUGCAAUCUCUGCAAGCCAAAUUCCACGAGAGUGAGGCCAACAACAUGAAACUGCAGGAGAAACUUAAUGAGAUGGAGAGUGAGCUUCGGUCACUUCGGCAGUCCUCUCAUUGCCAAGAACGAACCAUUCAGGGUCUCAAUGACUGCAUCCACACCAAAGACAAUGAGGCCCAGGAGCUGUACCAAAUGCUUGAAGGGCAGAAUUCUACUCUUUGCAAAUUGAGAGAAAUGGUGCAACGCAAUCAGUGCAGUCAGAACAAGGCUCCAGAGGGGGUGUCUGACACAGUGGCCCAGCUGCAGGAUGAGCUGGUGGCCGUGCAGAGCUCGCUGUUCUCCCUUGGCCUUGAAUUAGAGGCCAGUCAGAGGAGUUUGAGACAGAGCCAGAGGCGAGAGGCGGACCUCCUCAAGUUCAAAGACAGACUGGAUUCAGAUCUACAGGAUGCAGUGCAGCAUAGGGAGGUCACAGAAAAACACAACCAGACUCUCCACUGCACCCUUCAAAAAACCUACUCUGAGCUUCAAACUAAAGAAGCUGCUCUGAAAGACGCAGAGUUUGAGAAGCACCAUGUGAUGCAGGAGAAAGAAAAGGCCAUUGGACGGUUCAAACAGCUUCUGGAAGACAGAGACCAGCAAUUAAGGGAAUACUCUGAGAUGUUGGAGUCUCUAGAAAGAUGUAAGCAGAGGGAUGUUCUUGUAGAGAAGUUAAGAGAGCGGAUUAAAGAAAGGGAUAAGGCCCUCGAGCAUUCGAUAGAUGAGAAAUAUCAAUGCCUGGAAGAGCAUGAGAGUCAGGCGAGAAGCCUUCAGCUGGCUCUCCGGGAGAAGGAGCGUGACCUGGAGAGGCUCCGGUGCAUCCUGUCUAAUAAUGAGGACACCAUCACGAGUCUGGAUUCUUUGAUGCGCAGUAAAGAUAUGGAGCUGGAGCAGGCGGCAGAAGCCUACAGGAACCUGCAGUGGCUGAAGCAGCAUAACGAGGAGAAGGACAGGAGCUCUCUGAGAGAGAAAGACUGCAUCAUUAACCAGCUGCAAGCCUCUCUACAGGCUCGCGGCCAGGAGGCACAGGAUUUGACAAGAGCUCUUCUUGCCCGGGUUCAAACUGCCCCUGGUGAGGUCAUCGAGGAGCUGAAGGCUCGUCUUACUCUUAAAGAGCAACUUUUCCAGGAGCUCCUCUCAGAUCGCAGUCGCCAAUCAAAUGAACACCUGACUCAAAUUCAAGACUUGCUCAACACCAUCAGUUCCAAAGAUCAGUAUCUACAGGACUAUUCAUACAGGAUGUCUCUGGUGAUUUCGGAGCGGACAGGACAAUUGCAUGAAACACAAAAACAGUUGUCUUUAAGAGAUCAGGAGCUGUGUAAGCUUUCACAAGUCAAGGAGCUAGGAGGAGAUACAGAGAGCUUAAGAAGUUUGCUAAAAGAGAAGGAAUCUCUUAUUAAGGAGCUCCAGAGUCAAGAGGAGGCUCGAGAGUCUUUCUCAAAUCAAGAUGAAGCCAAAAGCUCAGCUCUGCAGGAGGAGAUGAAGAUGGUGCUCAAGAAGGGACGAGAAGCACAGGAUGAGCUCUCUGCUUUGCAAUUGUCUUUGGGACAUCAGCAGACGGCUCAGCAGGGAACUACUGGAAGAGACUUUGCAGAUUACCAGCUGGUGUUAGAUCAGCUCUUGUCAGAGUACAACAGUCUAAAUGAUGCUUUGAGAGCCGAGAAGAGAUUGUACCAGAAUCUGAGCCAAAUUCAUAACAGCGCUGACAGUGCAGGAAAGAUGGGGGCCCUGCACACUGAGCUGGACACGGUACAGGCACUGCGAGGACAGUUGGAGGAGGUUCUGGCUCGAACCCGUAACACGGUCUUAAUGCUGGAUAGAACAGCUAAAAGACCGACUGACUUAGGAGAGCUCGGUUCAGUUGAAGAAAAAGAGUUUGAUGAUGACUGUAGCAGUGAGGAAUUCACUGACAGCAUAGAGGAAGAGGACUGUAAAGUGACUACACACAGUCAAUCAUCUAUCCAGGCUCCGGGGAAAUGCCAUGUUGAAGAAGAAAACAAAACACCGGAGGCUGAACUUGAAGAAAUGCAGUCAGAGCUGGAGAGGGAUGGCUUUAGUUCAGUAUCUCAAAUGAGGAGUUAUCUAAGAAAGCUUCAGCAGGAAAACAGUGUUCUUAAAGAGACCCUUAAUCAGACUGACAUGGAGCAGGAUACUGAAGAUGAGCUGGAGACAGAGGAGGAAGAGGACAAGGACAGUGAUGAAGAGGAGGAAUCUCCCUUUGACAGUGAUCACCAUCAAAUCAGACCCAACACCUUGAGUCUGUCUUCCCAUAACGCCAGUGUUGUUGGUGCUGGGCGUCCUGCCUGCAGUGAGCUCCCACAGGACUCGGAAGUGGGGCUGAAGGAGCAGGCUUCACGUCUGCGCUGUGAUCUGGCUCUGAGCUGCCAGGAGAACAGGGAGCUGCAUGAGAGGCUGAUGGUGUCUGAGGCCACGGUCACUGCUCAGGCUGAACAACUACAGGACUACAGGGACCUGCUGACAGAGACAUCGGUCAAACAGGCCAGUAAGCAUGUGCAGGUGGAUCUGCAAGAUCUGGGAUAUGAGACCUGUGGUCGUAGUGAGAACGAAGCAGAGCGAGAAGAAGCCAGCAGCCCUGAGUUUGAUGACCUCGAGAUGUGCACCGCGCUCUCACAGCAGGAUUAUGAGGGCGAAGGCCGAUGCUGGUUAGCUGGAAACACCAAUCACACAGAGCCCUUUGAAAGCAGAGGAGAUCCUAGAUCCCUUCAACAUCUGGUUCAAGAUCUGCGCUCUCAGCUCACUCAUUGUCACAAAGUCAUUCGAGGGCUGCAAAUGAGAGUUCGCUCUUUGUCGACCACCAGUGACUAUGCGUCCAGCCUUGAGAGGACGCCACGAAAAGUAAACUGGGCCAUGGCCAAAUCACCAGCACCAAGUGGCGCAGAAGAGGAUGAAGGGUGGAUGUCUGAUCCACAGGGAACUCACUCAUGGUCCAGUCGCAACAAAGAGCUCCAUCAUCUAAUGGAAAGAGUAGCAUCUUUGGAGACACAACUGAGAAACUCCAAGAAGGACAACAUAGGACAAUCAGAAGAUGUAAAAUGUGCCACAUGGCCAGGGAAGUACAACUCUUUGAUUCAGGCCCAAGCACGUGAGCUUUCCCAUCUGAGACAGAGGAUUAGAGAGGGCCAAGGGGUGUGCCAUAUUCUCACCCAACACCUGGGAGACACCACAAAGACUUUUGAAGAGCUACUUCGUUCCAAUGAUAUUGAUUACUACAUGGGCCAAAGUUUCAGAGAGCAGCUGGCCCAAAGCACUUCUCUGGCACAGAGAGUUGUUUUAAAGAUUAGUGGAAGAGACUGCAGUGAGAACUGUGAUGAUAAAACAGCAACACUUCUUGCCUUAAGGCUAAGUAAGGAGCUUCAGCAGAAAGACAAAAUCAUCGAAUCCCUUCACUCAAAGCUCCAGCAGCGGGCGGACACUCCGUCUAGUUGUCACGCUCUUUCUGAAACCACCGACCAAUCAGACCGGACGUCUAUGUUGUCAGACGAGUUCCGAGGCACUGAAGACUUGGACUUGUGCUCUGAAGUCGACCGACAAGAAUAUCAUGAGGAGCACCGACUGCCGCUGGGACGUUUUGCAUCAGAGCAGAGUGCCUCAUUGCCCCAGUACCUCCCCUCUACCCAUGCUCCUGGUGAUUGGGGUAAGAAGCCUUCCUCUGCCUCCUGCCCCAGGUCUUUGUCUGUCAGUGCUGCUCAGCCAGAUGUGUUAUAUGAACAGAGAAGGGGUUCAUUUUCAUCUGGACUCAACUAUGGCCAGCAUUCUCAUCUUGCCCUUCAACAAAGACAGUUGGGAAUACAAAAAGACUCUGGUUUGGCAACAGGAGGGCUUCUGUGGGAGAUAGAGAGUAAGGCUCAACCAAUAGGAAGCUACUCUGGAUUAACAGAGAAUCCAGCCAACAAUGGAGCAGGAAUGCGCCUUAUUGAGGAACACUUACAGGAAGUAAAGUGUCUACGUCAGCGUUUAGAAGAGUCCAUUCAAACCAACGAGAAACUGCGUCAGCAGCUUGAGGAGAAGCUGGCAAGCACAGGGCGAGAAGGAGGAGCAGCAACAAACAUCUACAUUCAAGGACUUGACACAGUUAGUCAACUGUCAAAUGAGAUUAGAGUCCUGAAAGAGGACAAUCUGAAGCUACAGUCACGUCUUCAAGCAAGCACAGGUGAAGAAGUAGUCCAGUUGCGUGAUGCAGUAUUUGCGGCCCGUGCUCGCCUUAAACAGGCAGAAUUAGAGACAGAGCAGUGGAAAGAGGAGCUGAGACGUCUUCAGAUUCACAGUCAAGAACAGGCACAGCAGUUGAAUGCUUUAAGACAGGAGCGGCAGGCGAACCAGGAGCAAAGCAACAGACUUCAGCAUGACAUUAGUCUCCUACAGCAACAGCUAUGUGAAAGUAGGGACCUGAUUCACUCGCUGCAGGCUGAGCUGCAGGUUUAUGAUCAAGUUUACGCUCGAACUAAGCCACAUAAAGGUUUUUUAUCUGAGCUUCCUAUUCUACCGUUGGAACUUGCCGAGCUUCUUGGGGAAGUGAGGAGUUUGCGUGCCCAGCUGCAAAACAGCAUCCAGGAGAACAGCUCCCUCAAACAGCUGGAGCUCCACAAGCAGCUGGAGCAGAAACUGGGCUCCCCCAGGACCCUGUGCGCCCUUACUGCCAGCCCACAGAGAGAGCACUUCUACAAACGCCAAUUUCUGCAUGACCCUGCCCCGUCUCCACCGGUCAGGGACAUCGGUCUGUUUAACUGUGGAUCCCCCGGUCCACCAUACUCCGAACUGGAGGACUGCGAUAUUGCUCCAAAUGACACAUUUGACCCUCAUGCUGAGUUGGAGGGAGAAGCACCCGAUGGAUCGUUUGCAAACCGUAACGGUCGCCAUGUCAUCGGGCAUGUGGACGACUUCAGUGCUCUGCAACAGCAGAUUCUGGAGGGCUGCAGUCUCAUCCAUCAAUUAGACUCUAUGUUAAAGUCAUGCCAGAGUUCACUGAUGAAAGAGCAGACACAGGGCCAAGAAAAUUUUAUGGAUGAAAGUUGUGUUCCGAUUUUAUUUGCCAACACUAAAACUCUGAGGCAAAUCUUUGAUGAAGCCAUGUCUCUGCUGAAGAUGUUCUGGAGAGCAGCUCUCCCCAGCACAGAUGCCUCGAUACACAGCCUUAAGAAGGAGCAGUGCCUUCAGGAAGAGAUUCUGUCGCUGAAACGCCGUGUUUCGGAGCAGGAUGAGGCGCUCAAAGGUACAAUUCAAAGACUGAGAAGCACCAGCCGCACAAAGGACAGCAUGGAGCACUUCAUCGUCAGCCAGUUGUCAAGAACUCGAGACGUGUUAAAGAAAGCAAGAACAAAUUUGGAGAAGAACGAGUUGAGACUGUCUUCUCUUAGUUCGUCCUCCCCUCACACUGCUGAAGAGCCAAGAGAGGAUGCCAGAAAAUGGCCUUCUGAUUUCGGUCUCAUGACCUCCAGUGGUGCGGCCAAUCAACACUUGGCAACAAGGAAGCGUACCAGCCAAUGCCUGCUUUAG